AUGUCCGCUUCACCAAAUUCAGCUGUUCCAUCUACCAAACGUCCUCUUGAGGAUCCGUCUUCGCCCUCCGGUCCGACCGAUCAACCAGACGCCAAACGUCAAGCGCUAGCUAAAGUGGUUAAAGGUGAUGGAGAGAAAUCUGACGAAAACAACGUGAAGACGGAGGCUAGUAAGGCCGAGCCUGCUACCGAAGACGAUGGCUCAGGCCAGAAUAAUACUAAAGAUGGUCAAGGUGAUUUAGUCGUUCCCGAUGCCCCCCAUAAUGGAAAGCCCUCUCAAGGCCUUCCGUUGGAAACACAACCUAUUCAAUCUACAGCGUCGCACAACGAGCCAGUGCCUCAAGCUUCUGGUCAGGCUCACGGAACACAGGAUGAGACCGGGUUUAUCCACAUUCGUGCUGUUAUUUCCAGUGCUGAGGCGGCAACCUGUAUUGGCAAAGGGGGAGAAAACGUUUCCCAGAUCCGUCGCCUUUCGGGUGCCAAAUGUACUGUUAGCGAUUAUACCCGCGGGGCUGUUGAAAGGAUUUUAACAGUCAGCGGCCCUCAAGACGCUGUUGCAAAGGCCUUCGGACUGAUCAUUCGCACUUUGAAUAAUGAACCUUUAGAUGCACCCUCUACAGCUCAGUCUAAAACCUACCCCCUUCGACUUCUCAUUCCCCAUAUCCUCAUUGGUUCCAUUAUUGGUAAAUCUGGGGUUCGCAUUCGCGAAAUUCAGGAACACUCUGGAGCCAGACUGAAUGCCUCGGACUCUUGUCUCCCUCUAUCUACUGAAAGAUCCCUUGUUAUUCUUGGUGUUGCUGACGCUGUACAUAUUGCCACCUAUUACGUUGCUGCGACCUUAGUGGAGCAGCUGACAGAACGAUUUGGCGGACCGGCUGCGUCUGCAUACGCUACUCGUACCGGUGGACCUGCUGGUGUUGUUCCCGGCGGCAUGCAGGUAGUUCCUUACGUUCCCCAGCCCGCUGGUGGACAGUAUGGACAUCCAGAUAACUUUAAAAGACACCCGCAAGCGAAUCGUGCGGUGUCCACUGGCUACGGCAUGCCAUACAUGGCAGGACCUGGUGGCCCAAGCCCACACGCGAUGCAGCAGCCAAUUCAUUACAAUGCAUCACCCCGUCAAGGUUAUACUGGGGCAGGCCCGCACCAGCCUGCUCCCUAUGGUGGGCCCCCCCAGCCUCCCCACGCCAGCCAUGUGCCACCUGCGCAGCCAAUGGGUGGUCCUGUUGCCGGGGGACCAUUGACGCAGCAAAUUUUCAUUCCUAAUGAUAUGGUUGGAGCUAUCAUUGGCAAGGGAGGCGCUAAGAUCAAUGAAAUUCGUCAUCUGAGUGGAAGCGUUAUCAAGAUCAAUGAACCUCAGGACAACAGCAAUGAACGUUUGGUGACUAUCACUGGAACUCAAGAGUGUAACCAAAUGGCGCUUUAUAUGCUUUAUUCAAGACUUGGUGAGUCUAGAUGA
Messenger RNA from Ophidiomyces ophidiicola, 1455 nucleotides. It is a transcript of the gene PBP2, whose product is annotated as PAB1 binding protein. NCBI's taxonomy places the organism in Eukaryota, Fungi, Ascomycota, Eurotiomycetes, Onygenales, Onygenaceae. Gene Ontology annotation, cellular component: nucleus; cytoplasm. The transcript is spliced from 2 exons. The coding region runs from base 1 to 1455 and encodes 484 amino acids. The record is from RefSeq and is a predicted model, not a curated record. Gene Ontology annotation, molecular function: mRNA binding. Gene Ontology annotation, biological process: regulation of gene expression; regulation of RNA metabolic process.